GACGUCGAGGGUCUCUCGCGUGGCUCUCUGUCUCGAGAACAAGAUCGAAGAAAAAAGAAUCAACCACCUGAAUCAUCGCGUUGAUCCCUGAAGCCGAGAGUUACAGUGAUUGGCUCGUGUUGGCGCUUUGGAGGAAUUGAAGCUUGAAAUGAACAGCGAGGCGAUCGCGAGGAUGCUGAAGAUCGUCAAGGUCGGCUCGAACGGACUCAGAAGGCUGCACACGAGCAAUAAGCCAGAGCAUCGUUGCGCCUUACGUAGAAAUGAACGACAAGUGUUCAACAGAGAGUUCGGCGUUGGUGCCGAUGAGUAGCCUAGUCGACUCUGAAUACUAUUCGAUCAGAACGAAAAUCGCGUGCUCGAUUUGGUUAGAGAAGAAUACCGAAAACUCGAGGAGGAUGCUGGCCCGUUUCCUCAGCACCAGAGACCAAGAUCAAGCGACGAACGCCGAAGAUGUUCUCUUCGACAUGUUCAAGAACGAAGAUACCGGUCUUCUAGCGGUGGGAAAAUUUUUGGCCGCUUUGAGAACUACCGGUCUGCGAAACGACGACCCGAGGCUUCAAGAAUUCGCGGAUAAUCUACGAAAGGAACACUUGAAAACCGGUGGUCACGAGGGUAUAUCCCACGAGACGCAAAAAUUAAACAGGGAACAAUUUAGAAGAAUUAUAAAUCCGAACAUAGUGUUGAUCUCGCGAGCGUUCAGGCAUCAAUUCAUCAUCCCCGACUGGUCGGGCUUCACCAAGCACAUAGAGGACUUCUAUUGGAAAUGCAAGUCGAACUCGGAGGGCAAGGUCGCGUCGUACAUACCUCAGCUGGCAAGAAUGAGUCCAGAUUACUGGGGCGUUUCCGUUUGCACGAUCGAUGGACAGAGAUUCAGCAUCGGCGACACCUCGAUACCGUUCACUCUGCAGAGUUGCAGCAAGCCUUUGACUUACGCGAUCGCAUUGGACAGGCUCGGGCAGGAAGUGGUCCAUCAAUACGUCGGCCAAGAACCAUCCGGGCGAAACUUCAACGAGCUGGUGCUAGAUUACAACAAGAAGCCUCAUAAUCCCAUGAUCAAUGCUGGAGCGAUCUUAGUUUGCUCCCUGCUAAAGUCGCUGAUCAAGCCUGAGAUGACAUUGGCCGAAAAAUUCGACUUCACAAUGAACUAUUUCAAGAAGCUAGCAGGCGGAGAGAACCUGGGCUUCAACAACGCUAUCUUUUUGUCGGAGAGAGAAGCUGCUGACAGAAAUUACGCGCUUGGAUUCUACAUGAGGGAGCACAAUUGUUAUCCCGAUAAAUCGAACCUGAAGGAAAUCUUGGACUUCUAUUUUCAGUGUUGCUCGAUGGAAGCGAACUGUGACACAAUGUCAGUGGUGGCAGCCACUUUGGCCAACGGUGGCAUUUGCCCUAUCACCGAGGAAAAAGUUUUAAAGCCUGAUAGCGUUCGAGACGUUCUGAGCUUAAUGCACAGCUGCGGAAUGUACGACUACAGUGGCCAAUUCGCGUUCAAGGUUGGCAUCCCAGCGAAAUCCGGAGUGUCAGGAAGCCUCCUGGUAGUGAUACCAAACGUGAUGGGCAUAUGCACGUGGUCACCGCCAUUGGAUCCCCUUGGAAAUUCCUGCAGAGGUGUUCAAUUCUGCGAGGAACUGGUCUGCGAGUUCAACUUUCAUAGGUACGACAACCUGAAACACGCGACCAACAAGAAGGACCCGAGGAGGCACAAAUACGAGACGAAAGGGCUGUCGAUCGUUAAUCUGUUGUUCAGCGCGGCCAGCGGCGAUGUCACCGCGUUGAGAAGGCAUCGAUUGAGUGGAAUGGACAUGACACUCUCGGAUUACGAUGGUAGAACAGCAUUGCAUUUAGCUGCCAGCGAGGGGCAUCUAGAUUGUGUCGAAUUUUUAAUCGAACAGUGUGCAGUUCCUUACAAACCUAAAGACAGAUGGGGAAAAAGGCCGGUCGACGAGGCAGAAACAUUCGGGCACAUGCAAGUGGUGGAAUACUUAAACAAUUACGCCGUGAGCCAGAAAACGGAAGCGGAGAACAAAGAAAAGAAGAACAAUAACAAUAACGGGGACGGAGAUGAACGAAAAAUAGUUGAAUCGGCGGCUCAGACACCGUUACCGUAAGAUCACGACAGCUUUAGAUAGGAUAUUUUUGAUCGACUAAUCGAUUAUACGGGGAAAGAUAAUGGAGGAACAACGAGAUCACAGUGAAUCGAAUUAUUUUCCCACGAGAACAUGCUUUGCGGCUGAUCUAGCUCGUUUCGACAAUUAUAAUUGAAUUUUUGCAGUCUUGUCGCUACCAUCGAACAGUAUAAAUUACAUAUAAGUUAUAGAAAUUUCUUUUUUUUUUUGUAUCGUAAUUAAUCUCUGCAUUUUUUUUUUUUUUUUUGU
Heterotrigona itama is the source of this 2372-nucleotide messenger RNA. The record is from the annotation of a GenBank genome assembly. Lineage: Eukaryota; Metazoa; Arthropoda; Insecta; Hymenoptera; Apidae.